This is a messenger RNA of Zerene cesonia (dogface butterfly), 2842 nucleotides long. RefSeq names its product 2-oxoglutarate-dependent dioxygenase htyE-like (gene FNSI). The record is from RefSeq and is a predicted model, not a curated record. Bases 711 to 1739 code for a protein of 342 amino acids. Lineage: Eukaryota; Metazoa; Arthropoda; Insecta; Lepidoptera; Pieridae. Gene Ontology annotation, molecular function: dioxygenase activity. The transcript is spliced from 7 exons.
AGCGCCGAGCGGCUGAGUCACGGACCAGUCAGUAUUCGGUUGGUGAGAGCCCAGACACGCACCGCGCUCGCGAGCCGCGCCACUCGCUAGUAUCGCUGCGGACGUUGAACGGUUGUAACGUUGCCACGCUGCCGACGCUUUCUCCCCCAGUGUGUUCAAGGCGGAGCGAUUUCGACACAACACGGUUGCGAAAGUCUGCGCGAUGAUAUACAAGUGAGAGCUAACGGACGGAGGGUAACGCUCAUCGCGCACGGUGAGCCAGUUUAUUAGACUAAAAGACAUUCGAAACUCGCAACUGUGAGGGACGGGGGGCGCGCGACGCCGUCGGCUCGUACACGCGGGAGCAACGAAUCCUAACAUAUUACUCUAAAAGAGCAACGGAAACCAAUUUUUAAUGUGUCAAGUCAGUAUAGCUUAUUGCUGCUACGUCAGAUCGCAGAACGCCUCGAGUAGGAACUACAAGGUUAUGCAAAUGAGUUCUGAACGCUUCUAUACCAGGGGUAAUCUAAAGACCAUUCACAACUUUAAUAAACUUUAACGUACGGUUUCGUGCCGUGUACCAUAGUGCUUAUCUAUAUCGUAUCCUAUUCUUUUGUUAUCGUUCGGUGUCACGAUCGCUAAUUGCUAAUUACCUGCGAGAAGUCGUGUGAUAAGGCGCAAGAGUGGUGCUAGUGUUCAACGAGAGCCGAAUAACAGAAACAAAUUCGACAAUGGCUGCCCCCAAAGAGGAAACCCUGCUUGCUCGCUGCGAGAUUCCCAUCAUUGACCUGGCGCAUAUAGGUACGGAAACAUGUCCUAUGAAAUCUGUAGUAAAACGAAUUGGACAACAGUUGUUUGCCGCUCUUAGUACCAAGGGCUUAGCUAUGCUUGUUAACCAUGGCGUUGCUGAGGAGAAGCUGAAAGCGGUAUACGCUGAUCUGGACAACUUUUGUGCCCUCCCAGAGGGCUGUCAGGCGCAGUAUCUCCGCAACCCAGUCAACAAACAUGGCUACGUUCGUCCCGGAACCGAACAAUUCGACAAUACUAAAAAGGAAUUACGUCAUUCGUUCAACAUCACGACCCUGUCGGCUGCAGCGAUGCCUGCGCAGGAGGAAGUCCCGGAGUUUACCAAACAUACCGUUCCAUUGGCUCACGACCUCACCAAUCUUUCUAGAGUCCUUUUGCAAGCCCUGGCUUCAGUCUUCGGGUUACCAACCUCAGCUCUACUGGCCUGUCACUCCGGCAUGCUAAAAAGUGACGGGAACAACCCCUCCUGCAUGCAACUGCUGUACUACCCGCCCGUGCCCCCUGAGGACAAGGGGCCCUGUUGCCAUGACGCUAUCGCCUACACCCGCUGCGGGGCUCAUAGUGAUCGUUGUACUUUCACGCUCGUGGCCCAAGAUUCAGAAGGCGGUCUUGAGGUGAAGUUGAAUGGCAGUGAAAAAUGGCAAGCCGUGGGCCAUCUUCCAGGAGCUAUCCUGGUGCAGACUGGGGAACUUCUCGCUAACUGGACUUCCAAUUUGCUUCCUGCUAUGAUGCACCGUGUGGUAAUACCUGACGGUACGUACGCGCGCGCUCGCGGCCGCCACUGCGUCGCGUUCUUCUGUCACCCCGACGAGGGCGCCACCAUACCGACCCUGGCUAUGGCCCCCACGCCCGCCCCGCCGACCUUCACCCCCCACACGCAUAUCACUCUCCACCAUCGUCUCCUAAACGCGGCCCAUCACAUCCAAAAGCGAUUCAGGGAAACGUACGCGUGACUAGUACGCGGUAGUGGGAAAAACGCGUCCGCGUCGCGCAAAACUUUCGGAUGAUUCACACGUUUUGCAACAGCUGCUUUCGCCGAAAUUGAGUUUGACUUAUUGCGCCCUACAUUUGAAAAUUUGAUGCGAUGUUUCAUUGCAUUUAUAAUAAUCAGCUGUUAGGCUGUUGAGGCUUUUAGCAGGGUUUAUUAUAAGACAUACGUAUAUUGAUAGAUUACAUACGCGAUUCUUCCCACUAUUGAAGUGCUUAAAUGCGUAUAAAGACAAUUGAGUUUAUUUUACGAAAAAUGUAUUUGUGUUACUUUAAGGUACAAUUAAAAGAGCUGUUUUGCAAGAUAUAUAUAUAAUGUACUUCAUAAAGUAUUAUUACGUAUGUACUUACGAUGCUUAUAGUAUUUUUGAAAGUUAAAAAUAGAUAUAAGAUGUGUUUGUUUAUUUUAGUGCCUAUUAUAAUAUGUAUAGAUAUUCAGAGAUUCGUACCGUCUUGUGAAACAGCCUUCUGAAUUUACUACGAAUUAGGUAGCAUUUAUGACUUACUUGCCGAAAAAAAAAUAUUAAGAAUUAUAUUCAUCAUUCCCAAGUACUAUAAGACAUUUAUAUACUGAAUAAAAAUUAUAUAAGAAUUUUGCGUUUAGGGCCUUUUAAUUUUACUGCUAUUUCUUGACAAUAUCAACAUCAUUAAAUCUUACGUAAUUUAGCAAUUAGCGAUGUGAUUACAGUUAGGCAAUUCUAAUUCUAAACUCUAGUAUUGAUUUUUAUCUCUAUAAGUAUAUAAUCACGCCUUCUUGCUUCUGCAUUUUCUAAGUUUAAGAUAUUAUUGAUAUAACUUUACAUAUACUUUAUAAUAUGUAUAUUCUUAAUAUUUAUUAUGCCUACACGACUAAUUAUAUUUUAAUUUAAUCGUGUGAUACAUGUAUUAGCUCAAUUAGUAUAUUACUUACACACAGUACUUAGUAAACAAAAUGUAAUUUGACAACGAAACAUUGAAAACGAUAUUACCAAAACAAUGUACUUAAUUAACGCCCAGACUAAAAACUACGAUGACUAGGAUAAUAAUUACAUGUAACCCUACCUUGCUAAUUUUGAACACUGCCAAAAAA